Molecule: messenger RNA, 150 nt
Organism: Loa loa (African eye worm)
Lineage: Eukaryota; Metazoa; Nematoda; Chromadorea; Rhabditida; Onchocercidae
Exons: 2
Coding region: 1-150 (49 amino acids)
Source: RefSeq, a predicted model, not a curated record
AUGAUUACACGGUAUGUUACAGUGAACGAUGCAAUGAGCGAAAUUAUUGCGAAAGUAAUCCAUGUAAAAAUAGUGGUACAUGUAUAUCAACAACCGGAGGUUACCGUUGUCAAUGUCCGGAAGGUUUUCAUGGUAACAAAUGCGAAUUAG